AUGGGGAACGACACAUCAGGAAAUCCUGAGUUUCCAAUGGAGGGCGGAUGCGCCUGCGGUCUCCGCGAGACAGGGACAGCAUUUGCCCUGAACGCAGUCAUUGAAUCCACCCUCGUUACUCUCCUCCCGUCGGCACCACCAAUUGUCCCUGCAUCUGCCCAGUGCGACGCAAAACCAGCCGCCCCACCAAUCCGGCCGUUUAAAGAAGACCGUGCCGUUGAGCCGGAGACAAUCCUCACUCCGUCUGAAUCUGGAAAGGGGCAGACUAUCGCAAGAUGCCCUAAAUGCCAUGUAGCAGUCUGGUCAAACUAUGACGGGGCUGGGCCGUUUUGCCGAUUCAUUCGUGUGGGGACGUUGGAUGAGGCGUGGAAGGUCGGGCCGGAUGUUCAUAUUUAUACACGAAGCAAGAGGGGCUUCUUUAGGCUGGAUGAUGGGCUGCCGCAAUUUUCCGGAUUUUAUCCCAGUGUUGAGGAAGUAUGGAGCAAACAGAGCUUGGAGAGGUGGGCCAAGAUCUGGCCGGAGAUUGUCAAGUAUAAGGAAAGCUUGAUUUAG
Aspergillus pseudoviridinutans is the source of this 552-nucleotide messenger RNA. RefSeq names its product GFA family protein. The record is from RefSeq and is a predicted model, not a curated record. The transcript has 2 exons. Gene Ontology annotation, molecular function: carbon-sulfur lyase activity. Bases 1 to 552 code for a protein of 183 amino acids. NCBI's taxonomy places the organism in Eukaryota, Fungi, Ascomycota, Eurotiomycetes, Eurotiales, Aspergillaceae.